Messenger RNA from Didymodactylos carnosus, 555 nucleotides. Lineage: Eukaryota; Metazoa; Rotifera; Eurotatoria; Philodinida; Philodinidae. The record is from the annotation of a GenBank genome assembly.
AUGUCCGACAUUAUCAAUUGUCCUGAAAAACAGUGUAACGGGAUCUUAGAAUAUCAAGCAAUUAAAGAUUUAUUAACAAAAAAUAAUCAGAUUGAAUUAUUUGAACGUUAUGACUAUUAUUGUUUACAUGUAAGCUUAUAUCAACAACCUGAAUUUACUUGGUGUGCACACUCGUGUGGUAGUGGUCAGCUGAAUAACGAUGGUGAGAAAUAUCCAAUUAUGACAUGUAUUAAAUGUGAGAAAAAGACUUGUUUUCAUCAUCGAUUAGAAUGGCACACCGGCUACACAUGCAAAGAAUAUGAUAAAUUGAUUGGCGAAGAUGAGAAAGCGAAUCAAAAAUGGAUAGUUGCUAAUUCAAAAAAAUGUCCAAAUUCAAAUUGUAGAUAUCAUAUUCAAAAAAAUGAUGGAUGUGAUCACAUUACAUGUAAAUGCGGCUAUGAAUUUUGUUGGAUAUGUAUGGCUAAUUAUAAUCAGAUUCGUCGUGAUGGGAAUCAUAGACAUAACAAAUAUUGUCGUCAUUAUGCAAAGAGAAUACAUUCAUGCACAAUUUGCUAG